This is a messenger RNA of Trichoderma reesei QM6a, 1125 nucleotides long. RefSeq lists its product as uncharacterized. The record is from RefSeq and is a predicted model, not a curated record. Gene Ontology annotation, biological process: positive regulation of DNA-templated transcription. Lineage: Eukaryota; Fungi; Ascomycota; Sordariomycetes; Hypocreales; Hypocreaceae. The transcript is spliced from 2 exons. Bases 1 to 1125 code for a protein of 374 amino acids. Gene Ontology annotation, cellular component: Set1C/COMPASS complex.
AUGGCCGGCUCGUCCGCAACAAAGAAGAAGAAGGGCACAGCUUCCACCGUCAAAAAGAACCCCAAGCGACCAAAGUCGACACGGGAGCCCAAGAAGCCAAAGUCGGCGCGCUCAGCGGUGGGGAGUGAGGCCAACAGCACCGCGGCGGAAGAUGCAUCCGACGAGGACGACGAGUCCGACAAUGGGCCAUACUGCAUCUGCCGAGGGCCGGAUGACCACCGCUGGAUGAUUUGCUGCGAGAGAUGCGAGGACUGGUUCCACGGCGAGUGCGUGCACAUCAGCAAGGACAUCGGAGAGAGCCUCAUCGAAAAGUUCAUUUGUCCAAACUGCACGUCCGACAAUCUGGUGACCAUCUACAAGAAGACGUGCACGCUGGCCUCAUGUCGAAAAGCAGCCCGCCUGACUCACAGUCCGCCAAGCGUCUUUUGUUCGGAUGAGCACGCCCAGCUGUGGUGGGAGCGGAUGCUGGCCAAGCUACCCAAGGCCAGGACAAAGUCUGCUCUCAGCGAUGAGCUGUCACAGGAGGAAUUCAUGGCUCUGCUCAGCAGCGACCUUGCUACUAUUGAUGGCGAUGGGUCAUGGACUUUGCGGGCUCCUUUCUCAGGAAAGCCAGCAGAAGUGAAUGGAGAUGAUACAGACGAAGAGAAAGAAUACUUGGAGAAGAAGGCAAACGCGCGGUUCAAGCUUGCAGAAGAGACUCUGCUCUGCCAGAAGAUGAUAGCACUCGUCGAAAUGGUGCAUGAACGCCGCCGAGCAGCCAUCAGCGCCGGCCGUAUCGGAGAGGACAUUUGCGGCUACGACCAGAGACUCGACUCCAUCGGAGCCAGAGACGCGUUUGCCGCCUUUGUCAAGUCUCCCGAGGGUGAGGCCAUUUUCCAAGCGUCAAAGGUCGACGAUCCUCAGGGAGAAGGCGAUGACGUUCGGGGCAUGUGCGAGCGGAAGCGGUGCAAGAUCCACAGUGGCUGGCAUAAGAUGCUGCUCCUUGCUGUUAAGUACCAGAUCAAGGAGAUGGCGGACCAAGCGGCCGAGGUUGGCGAGGAUGAGCGCAUCCUCCGGGAGGCUGCAGAGGAGAGGUGGAGGAGGAGACAGGCUGAGAAGAAUUGGGUGGAGGUGCUGGAUGGGUAG